AUGAACAAUAGUUCAGAGGAAAAUAUUAGCGACGAAUUCGAAACUAUAGCUAAGGAAACAUUAGAUAGAAUAAUUGAAAUAAUCGAAAACGAGAAUAAUUUAGAAAUUGACGUAAACAAUACUGAUAGCGAAAUAAUUGACAACAUAGAAAUACAUAACUUAGACGAAGAGUUAGACACAUUUAACGAAGAAAUAAUUAACGAACGUAUAGAGAUCAAACCAAUAAGUAGUGAUAUAUUAAAUAAAAGUUUAAGAUUAAUAAACCUAGAGGAGUUUGAAAAUAGUCCUACUACUGGCACAAUUCGCCAAGGUUUACGAAGUAAUAGAAAUACUAUUCACACCGAAUAUAUACAACCGAAAAGAAUAGUCAAAGCUAAGAAAAUGACAGACGGUACCGAUAUGAAACCGAUAAGCGCGUUAGACGCAAUCAAAUUAUUUCCUAACUAUUCAGGACAAUCCAAAAUAUAUCCAUUUUUAAAUGCCUGCGAAGUAAUUAUAAGUACGGUAGACUCAGAACAGCACCCUUUCAUGUUAAAAAUUAUAGCAGCUACUAAACUAUCAGACAGAGCUUUUAGCGUAACCAGAUAUAAGGAAAUUAUAGAAUGGGGCGAUAUGAAAAAAAUAUUGUUAGACGCAUUCGAAACUCCCUACGGAGCAGCUAACUUACAAAUCGAAUUAAACAUAGUAAAAACAAAACAUAAUGAAACCAUAUGCGCGUACAAUAAUAGAGUAGAAGAAAUAUAUCAGAAACUAUGUAACACGGUAGCCAUAGACAAAACACCCACCGAAGCAAAAAUAUUACGUGACAAUAUUAGGGAACAAGCGUUAGUCAGUUAUAUAAACGGUUUAAGCGACCAAAUAAAAUUCGAAGUAAAAACAAAAAAUCCUACUACUCUCGAACAAGCAAUGCAAAUCGCGUUAAUUACCGAAAAAAAUAUUCGUACAUAUAAUGAUGUACAAGACAUUUUCCGCGCAAAUAAUACGUAUAGCAAUAGAAAUACGCAUCAAAAUAGACAAUUUAACAAUAAUAAUCAAAACACAGCGUACAACUAUCGUAACAACGACAAUAACAAUAAUAUAAACAGAAACAAUACCUACGAUAGGAAUACUAAUAGAAACCCCAAUCCGAGGAACAUCAAUUUUAAUGUUAAGCGUUGUCAUACGUGCAAUCGCGAAGGACAUUUUUCGUCACAAUGCCGAACGAAAAAUGUCGCGUAUAAUAGUAGACCACCCAAUCAGAAUAAUUUCCACGAGAAUCCGAGUUAA
Metopolophium dirhodum (rose-grain aphid) is the source of this 1266-nucleotide messenger RNA. Its product is annotated as probable serine/threonine-protein kinase DDB_G0272254. The transcript has a single exon. The record is from RefSeq and is a predicted model, not a curated record. Bases 1 to 1266 code for a protein of 421 amino acids. Gene Ontology annotation, molecular function: nucleic acid binding; zinc ion binding. Lineage: Eukaryota; Metazoa; Arthropoda; Insecta; Hemiptera; Aphididae.